Messenger RNA from Aspergillus tanneri, 477 nucleotides. RefSeq lists its product as uncharacterized. The record is from RefSeq and is a predicted model, not a curated record. Gene Ontology annotation, biological process: glutathione metabolic process. Lineage: Eukaryota; Fungi; Ascomycota; Eurotiomycetes; Eurotiales; Aspergillaceae. Gene Ontology annotation, cellular component: cytosol. Gene Ontology annotation, molecular function: 5-oxoprolinase (ATP-hydrolyzing) activity. The coding region runs from base 1 to 477 and encodes 158 amino acids. The transcript has a single exon.
AUGACCAACACAAGCAUCACGGAUCCUGAGAGCCUCGAAAAACGAUAUCCAGUAAUAUUACGAGAAUUCGCCAUCCGUCCAAGCACCGGAGGGAAGGGGCGCCACAACGGCGGUGAUGGUGUAAUACGGGACAUUGAAUGCCGUGCUCCGUUGAGCUUUAGUGCCAUAACCGAGCGACGCAGCAUUCCACCAUACGGUAUGAAUGGUGGUGAGCCAGGCGAGCGAGGUGCAAACUACUGGGUCCGGCGGGUUGAAAACGGAGACAAGACGGAAUGGCGAUGGGUGAAUAUAGGCGCGAAGAAUAUGGUUCGAAUGGAGACAGGCGAUCGCUGUGUGAUUCAUACUCCGGGAGGUGGAGGUUGGGGGCUACCUGAAUUAAAUGGAUAUUCUGGUGAUAGGGCUGAUGUACGGAUUCAAUACCCUAGGGCAUCGGGCAGUGUGGCUGCUUAUAUAAUGGCUCAAAAGAGCUCGGCAUGA